AUGUCUACCAGCAAGGAAACACCACAAGUCCAUACAGUUUCGCUCGACAGUGAAGAGCGCGCCUUCGGUGAUCCUCAAUGGAGGACUGGACUGAAAGCUCGAUUCCCUUGGACAGGUUUUAUCGCACUGUUCACCAUCAUUCUCUGUGCAAACAGUUCGCUCAUUGUCCUCCUUUUCUCCGAUGGGAAGAGGCAAAGGCACUGGGCAGAGAAAGUCGGACCCAGCGUUCUGCUGUCUGCAUUCAAUGGCAUUGCGAACAUCUGCUUUGGAGUUGCAAUUGCAAACGGCGUCGCCAUCACCUGGUGGCGGAAGGCGCUCAAGGGUGCUACCAUCAAGGAACUCCACCGGUCCUGGCAAUUCAGCUCGAGUAUCAAGGACGUUGUGCUCUGCGGCAAAUACUUCAACUUCAUCGCCCUAGCGGCCCUCGCUGCGAAGCUUACCAUCAUCGAUGGCAUCCUGUUACAGAAGGCUGCAGGCACGCGACUCGGCGAUGACCCGGUCCGUUCAAUCAGGGCUGACAUGUUCGUGAACGAUACAAUGCCCUUCACAGCGAACAUCAAUGACAGAUCCGGCGAAGUCGGGGACUUGAUCGACUGGUUCGGCACAGAGGUGGACGUCUGGUCGCGAAAUGCGGGCAUCUUCCAAAACAGCUACGUUGGUUGUAACGGGAUAUGUCUGCUUGAUGUAAGCGGCACCGGCUUUGGUGUCGAUUGUCAGACCGAGGAGAUUGCGAUCGACUAUGGUUCAGUUGUGGCGCAAGAGGCCAUUGAGGUAGCUCUUGCCAAUGACACUUCGACUGUCAAUGUUACCGCCGAGCGUGCCCUCUUCGAUGUUACUUUCGGAACUCUCUACGGAAAUGGCGACUACUCGAGAAUCGUGAUGAACAUUACGUUCACCGACACCACAGCCAAAGAAGGCGAUCCCAGUAGCUGUCCAGGAACACUCAUUCGACACAGUUGCACACUCCGACCUGCAAUUAUUCGGUACCCUGUGACCAUAGAGGACAGUACCCACACCUCCGCGAAAACCACUGUCGCCAAUAUGUACCUUGGUUACAAUACCACUUCCUAUGGCGGACAACUCUAUUAUACGGAGGAUGGAGGCGCGACGAGCUUCCGAGACGACGCCGACCGCUCCCUCUCUACGAAUGUCUCAGCGUACGAUCGCAGUGCGCAUCAGCUCCACAACUACUCUCUCGUCGCCUACAAAGAUAUUCUCGAAGAUUUAACCCUGGCCGGAAGUUCCUUGACCGUGAUAGGUGGCCUGGCUUCAGUCUUCGAUCGUUACUUGAAAGGUUCAAGCACUAUGCAUUUCGAUGGUAUACAUGGUGGCUUCGUCCUCAACCAAACCGGCUUGGCCAGUGUGCAGCCAUUCAAAGCCCCAUAUAACACUUCUGCUGCUGGUUGUGGUUACCAGUACGAAGAUCCCCUAGACCACAUCUUACGUCGCAUAAAUCUGUUGAUGUUCACGUUGUCUGUCGAUCCCUUCUUCGAUAAUCCGAACAACGAUUUUUCCGCGAAUCUAACCCAGAUGUUCGCCAAAGAGUACAGCCAAAGCAUACACUACAAGACGAAUCAUGGCUUCAUGUAUGGGGCUCUAGCAUCAAUUCUCUUCUGUGUCCUCUGCGUCCUUCCCAGUUACUGGGGUUACUGGCAGCUGGGCCGCGACGUCACUCUCGGACCUUUCGAGAUCGCCAACGCUUUCCGCGCUCCCAUCCUCGAUCAUCCCGCUGUCGCCAAUGCUGGUGUCAAAGAGCUUAUCAGAGAAGUCGGUCAAAGAGAAGUCAAGUAUGGAGCGAUGGUUCACAACGAUACAUCCGGUCGCUUGGCUAUCGCGGAGCCUGAAGCUGUACGGAGGGUACACCCACGAAUCAAUGAUCGAAGCAUGUGA
Molecule: messenger RNA, 1890 nt
Organism: Aureobasidium namibiae CBS 147.97
Lineage: Eukaryota; Fungi; Ascomycota; Dothideomycetes; Dothideales; Saccotheciaceae
Exons: 1
Coding region: 1-1890 (629 amino acids)
Source: RefSeq, a predicted model, not a curated record